GAAGCGCGAUGGAAUCCAGAAGAAGCAGAGCGAAGGUCGAUUUGACCGGAAUUUUGAGGAAAUCAUGGUACCGGUUGAGGCUGUCGGUGAGGCAUCCAUCAAGGGUUCCGACAUGGGACGCCAUAGUGUUGACGGCGGCGAGCCCGGAGCAGGCGGAGCUCUACGAGUGGCAGCUGAAGCGGGCAAAGCGUCUGGGUCGGAUUGCGAGUUCCACAGUAACGCUGGUCGUGCCCGACCCGGAUGGGAAUCGGAUCGGGUCCGGCGGCGCUACUCUCAAUGCCAUUUACGCCCUUGCUCGCCACUUGGAAGCGCUGGGUCCACAGGUAGAAAAUAUGGACACUGGCAGUUCUGAGUCUUCGGUGCCUCAUGAAAGGUCCAACAGUGAGGUUUCUUUCUCGCCAAUGGUUAGCUUCAUGGCUAAAAGGCAUAUACUAUUGCUUCAUGCUGGAGGUGACUCUAAAAGGGUCCCAUGGGCGAACCCUAUGGGGAAAGUUUUCCUGCCACUUCCAUAUUUGGCAGCAGAUGACCCUGAUGGGCCAGUUCCACUGCUUUUUGACCAUAUACUUGCAAUUUCUUGUUGUGCAAGACAAGCUUUUAAAAAUGAAGGUGGGAUAUUCAUUAUGACUGGGGAUGUUCUUCCAUGUUUUGAUGCUUCAACUAUGGUUCUUCCAGAGGACACAUCCUGCAUCAUCACUGUUCCAUUAACCCUUGAUAUUGCUUCUAACCAUGGUGUAAUUGUGGCAUCUAAAACUGGGAUUCUGAAUAAAACUUCUUAUGUCAGUUUAGUUGAGAAUCUUCUACAGAAACCUACCAUGGAGGAGCUUGUUAAGAACCAGGCCAUUCUAGAUGAUGGAAGAACGUUGCUUGACACAGGAAUAAUAGCUGUUAGAGGUAAAGCAUGGGUGGAGCUUGUUAGGCUUGCAUGUUCCAGCCAACCUAUGAUUGCAGACCUUCUAAAGAGCAAAAAAGAGAUGAGUUUAUAUGAAGAUCUGGUAGCAGCUUGGGUACUUGCAAGACAUGAAUGGUUGCGACUACGUCCUUUGGGAGAAGAAUUGAUCAACAGAUUGGGAAAGCAAAAGAUGUACAGCUAUUGUGCUUAUGAUUUGUUGUUCUUACAUUUUGGAACCUCAAGUGAAGUGCUUGAUCACCUAAGUGGGGCAGACUCAGGGCUUGUAGGUCGAAGACACCUGUGUUCUGUUCCAGCAACCACUGUAUCUGACAUUGCAGCAUCCGCCGUUGUCAUUUCAAGCAAAAUUGCACCCAGUGUCUCAAUUGGGGAUGAUUCUAUUGUAUAUGAUUCAUCCAUUUCUGGCGGUAUACAGAUUGGUUCCCAGUCUAUUGUUGUCGGUGUUAAUGUCCCAGGAGACAGUAAUGGGAUAGAGGAUAACGGAUUUAGGUUCAUUCUUCCAGAUCGUCAUUGUCUUUGGGAGGUGCCUUUAGUAGGAUGCACUGGAAGAGUCAUCGUGUAUUGUGGCCUCCAUGACAACCCAAAAGAUUCACUUUCAAGGAAUGGGACUUUUUGUGGGAAACCCUGGGAUAAGGUCUUGCAUGAUUUAGGAAUUCAAGAAGGUGACUUGUGGAGCACAAGAAGUACUCAUGAGAAGUGCUUGUGGAAUGCAAAAAUAUUCCCCAUUCUUUCUUACUUUGAGAUGCUUAGUUUGGCGGCAUGGCUGAUGGGAUUGAAUGACCAAAAAACCAAAUCCUUACUUCCUUUGUGGAAAAGUUCACAACGUGUCAGUUUGGAGGAGUUGCAUAGAUCCAUUGACUUUCCACACAUGUGUAUUGGCUCCAGCAAUCAUCAAGCAGAUUUGGCAGCUGGAAUUGCCAAAGCCUGCAUUAAUUAUGGCUUGCUUGGUCGCAACUUAUCACAAUUGUGUGAAGAAAUUUUGCAAAAAGAUGUUUCAGGAGUCAAAAUAUGUAAAGACUUGCUAGACCAAUGUUCGAACCUGCAGGGACAAAACUCUAAGAUUCUUCCCAAAAGCAGGGCAUACCAGGUGCAAGUUGACCUUCUGCAAGCCUGCAGAGAAGAGAAGAUGGCAUGCAAGUUGGAGCACAAAGUUUGGGCUGCAGUUGCUGAUGAAACUGCUGCAGCAGUAAGAUAUGGUUUUAGAGAGCGUGUCUUGGAGUCUUCCAAUAGCACAUCAGCUUCAGCAUAUCAGAGCAGUGCCUUUGAUGGCUGUGUGGACCAAUCCUUCCGGCACCGUGACGUAAGGAUCGAACUACCAGUGCGUGUAGAUUUUGUUGGGGGUUGGAGUGAUACCCCGCCAUGGAGCUUAGAACGUGCUGGUUGUGUUCUGAAUAUGUCGAUAAAGUUAGAUGAUUGUGCUCCUGUUGGCACCUCUAUAACGACUACAGAACAAACUGGAAUAGAAAUUAAUGAUGAUGAUACUAUAAACAAGGUAUAUAUUGAAGAUCCUACCUCUAUUACUACUCCAUUCAAUAGCAAUGAUCCAUUUCGGCUUGUCAAAUCUGCUCUGCUUGUGACUGGUGUUACUCGUGACAAGUUACUUUUAUCAAUGGGCUUGCAAAUCCAUACAUGGACUGGUGUUCCCCGUGGUACUGGCUUGGGGACUUCUAGCAUCCUAGCAGCAGCUGUUGUGAAAGGGCUUCUCAAAAUAACUAAUAGAGAUGACAGUAACGAAAUUGUUGCCAGACUUGUUCUGGUAUUAGAGCAGCUCAUGGGCACUGGAGGAGGCUGGCAAGAUCAAAUUGGUGGUCUAUACCCUGGGAUUAAAUUUACUGAAAGUUUUCCUGGAGUACCAUUGAAGCUUCAAGUCAUUCCCCUGAUGGCUUCUCCUCAGUUGAUUUCUGAUUUGCAGCAACGACUGCUUGUGGUGUUUACUGGCCAAGUUCGGCCUGCACGCCGAGUCCUAGAAAAGGUGGUCACUCGAUAUCUGCGACGGGACAACCUUCUCAUUUCCAGUAUCAAGCGCCUUGCUGAACUGGCAAGGAUGGGGAGGGAAGCUUUAAUGAACUGUGACCUAGAUGAACUAGGGGAGAUUAUGUUGGAGGCUUGGAGGUUACAUCAGGAACUUGACCCUUACUGCAGCAAUACAUUUGUCGAUAGGCUCUUUGAGCUGGCUGACCCCUUCUGCUGCGGGUAUAAGCUUGUGGGUGCUGGUGGUGGAGGCUUUGCAUUGUUACUGGCCAAGGAUGCCGACUCUGCCAAGAAACUGAGGGAUUUGCUACAAAAGGAUCCACAUUUAGAAGAAUACGGUUCAGAAUUUGAAGUGAAAAUUUACAAUUGGGCCCUCUUUUGAGAAUCCUAGUUUGUAUCAGAAUGUAUCUUAUUCUAUUACACGUGUUCUUCACUAUCUAUAACUACUGCUUAAGAUGCAUAUUCUUGAUUCCUACCAUCACCUGGGUAAAUUCUGUAAACAUGGACGGGAAGUGGCAUGUUUUAUGAUUCCUAUUCUUUGCCAAACUGCUUGUAAUUGUAUGAUUUUAGUUAUAAUAAAAGUUUAGCAGUAGAGCUGCUAUAUUCUUCCUGGUGCAAA
Vitis vinifera (wine grape) is the source of this 3497-nucleotide messenger RNA. Its product is annotated as bifunctional fucokinase/fucose pyrophosphorylase. The transcript is spliced from 7 exons. The record is from RefSeq and is a predicted model, not a curated record. Gene Ontology annotation, molecular function: fucokinase activity; ATP binding. The coding region runs from base 9 to 3260 and encodes 1083 amino acids. Lineage: Eukaryota; Viridiplantae; Streptophyta; Magnoliopsida; Vitales; Vitaceae. Gene Ontology annotation, biological process: GDP-L-fucose salvage.